UAGUGAAGAUGCAGCUCUUUAUCUCUGUGCUGUUGGUGUUGGGCUUUCAAAUCAGCUUAUCUGAAGUUGUAAAUUUCAGUGAAUGUAGCGAGUUUUUCCAUAAAGGAAAGCCUCCGGUGAUUACUGGCAUCCUGGAGAAUUCACGCUCCAAGGAUAGUUACAAAACGAUCUGUCAAAAAUAUAACAACAAGUACAGAUUUGCGACACUCUACGAAACAACAAACAGGUCCCCUGUUUUCUCAGCUUACAAAUACACAAAGAGAGAAGAAUUCACAAGACCAGCGAAUGAAUGGAUGGUUGAGCCUCAGCUCGAACCUUCUGAUGGUGAGAUGAGUUUGCCAUACGUGAAUCAGGCAACCACUGAAGACUACUGGGGUGACAAUUAUAAGCUGAAUCAUGGUCACUUGUUUCCCUGCUGUCAUGCAAUGGAUGAAGACACUGCUAAAUCUACAUUCACGCUGACCAACAUUGUACCACAGAGUGUAAGCUUUAAUAAAGGCAGUUGGAAUCACAUGGAAAGAAAGACUAGAGAUGACAUGGAUAAAUACUGCCGUGACAGAAAGGACAGUAAUAGAGUCUUGGCUCAUGUCCUGACAGGAGCUGUACCUGGCAACAAUAAACUGAAUAAGAGAGUGAACGUUCCCUCACACAUGUGGAUGGCAUUUUGCUGCUAUAACAGUUCAAAAACAUCAUUGGUUUCCCAGGCUUAUUGGGCCCAAAAUAAAGAAGAAAACUUUGAUGGCAAAACUAUCGAUGAAAAGAGCCUGCAGGAAUUACAGGAAUUUCUCAGAACGCAAUGGAAAAAAAACGUAUUGCUGUUUGACAACAAUUGUUCUGUUUAAACAUUAGAGAUCUGUGACAAAAUAAUUUUGCAUGCCAAGGAUGCAAAGAUGUAUCAGCUGCCCAUAUUUAUUGGUCAAUUAUUGACUAAAUUAAAACCAUUGGCAACUUGGUUAAAAGCAUAAAAAUGCUGAUAUGAAAAGAAUGGUCAAUUUAUAAUGAAUGAGUAAUAAACUCUGUGAAUUCAAGUGCAUAAUCCAGAAAUAAUAAUAUAGAAUUUUUAGUCUUUCUCAUUCUCACAUUAAUGCAGAAAAACAAAGCAAUAAACGGCCUUGCCCAACAUAUGCAUAGUAUGACUUUGUAAUGUUGUAUCCAAUACAGCACCUAUAAAAUGUGAGUUCUGUUGUACUGUAUAUUGUUGCAUUGCAUAUUUUAACUGUAAAGUGCUUUUUACAACACACAUAGCUCAAAACAGCUUCACAGAAAAUGAUUCUGUAAUGUAUGUAAUGUCUUUAAGCUCUCAAUGAGCAGUUUCAUUGAAGAAUUGGAUUAAAAGCAUGCCUUUAAUAUGUAUUGUCUUUAGGUUCCCAAUGAGAAAGUCAAAGGUGACUGUGGCAAGGAACACAACACUUGACAAACAGAUGCACAAAAAGGUUUUAGAAGUACAAUAAACUAUUAUUAUUAUUUUCUUAUCAAUCAUCAUGUUAUCAUAUUUAGGUAUCGGCUGUAAAAAUCCUGAUUGGAGUAUCCCCACUGUCUGGU
Messenger RNA from Xyrauchen texanus (razorback sucker), 1542 nucleotides. Its product is annotated as endonuclease domain-containing 1 protein-like. Gene Ontology annotation, molecular function: nucleic acid binding; hydrolase activity; metal ion binding. Lineage: Eukaryota; Metazoa; Chordata; Actinopteri; Cypriniformes; Catostomidae. Bases 9 to 842 code for a protein of 277 amino acids. The record is from RefSeq and is a predicted model, not a curated record. The transcript has 2 exons.